AUGACCAUUUACGAGGCUGAAAGAAAGAGAUGGCGGGAUGUCCUUACACGUUUAAUAAGUAUCACCCAGUCUCUGGCAUUCAGGGGUUCGUCAGAAAAACUCUUCCAGCCAGAUAAUGGAAAUUUCCUAAAAGAGGUUAAACUACUGGCAAAAUUUGACCCCAUUAUGGAAAACCAUCUCAGCAAAAUUAAAGAUGGAGAGACACAUGCUCAUUACCUUGGGCAGCACACACAGAAUGAGCUAAUACAGAUUGUGAGUGGCAAAAUCCUUGAAGCAAUAGUGACUCAAAUAAGAGACUCAAAGUACUACUCCAUUAUCUUGGACUGUACACCUGACAUUAGUCACCAAGAGCAAAUGUCCAUUAUUCUGAGAAGUGUGGCUUUAAAGGGAAAGCCAGAGAUCAAGGAGCACUUUCUGGGCUUUGUGAAUGUUGAGGCUACAACAGGUUUAAAUCUGUCCACUGGCAUCUUAAAUAAGAUGAAUGAGCUGAAGAUUUCAUUUGAAGAUUGCAGAGGGCAAGCUUUUGAUAGUGGGGCCAACAUGAAAGGCAAGAACCAAGGAGUACAAGCCAGACUGCUCCGAAUAAAAAAACCCAGAGCCGUGUUUGUCCCAUGUGGAGCACAUACUCUAAACCUUGUAAUUGCAGAUGCUGCCAAAUCUUCAAAAGAUGCAGUAGGGUUCUUUGGACAUGUGCAAAAGCUCUUCACCUUCUUUUUUCAGCUGGCACACAAAGAUGGAGUAUUUUAA
Molecule: messenger RNA, 747 nt
Organism: Rana temporaria (common frog)
Lineage: Eukaryota; Metazoa; Chordata; Amphibia; Anura; Ranidae
Product: zinc finger MYM-type protein 1-like
Exons: 1
Coding region: 1-747 (248 amino acids)
Source: RefSeq, a predicted model, not a curated record